AUGCGAAGCGUAGCGCUUUCUGCCCUGCUUGUCGUCGCUGUCUCGUCCGUGCACGCCACGGAGGAGCAGCCCAAGCCUGCCUUCACCGCCACCUCCGUCAAGGCUCCUUUCCUCGAACAGUUCACGGAUGACUGGUCACAACGGUGGACCCCCUCGGAGGCCACCAAGAAGACCGCCGUCGGUGGCGAGACCUGGAGCUACGUCGGCAAGUGGGAGGUCGAGGAGCCCCUUGAGCCCGUCCUCGACGGCGACAAGGGCCUCGUCGCCAAGACCAAGGCCGCCCACCACGCCAUCUCCGCCGCCUUCCCCAAGCCGAUCAAGUUCGACGACAAGCCGCUUGUCGUGCAGUACGAGGUCAAGUACCAGAAGGGCGGCAACUGCGGUGGUGGGUACGUCAAGCUCCUUGAGGACGGCUUCCAGACCGCCGGCAAGGAGUUCGACGACAAGACGCCCUGGACUAUCAUGUUCGGCCCCGACUUGACGUGCCCCGGCACGAAGAUCCACUUCAUCUUCCGUCACAAGAACCCCAUCACCAGCGAGUUUGAGGAGAAGCACCUUAAGCUUCCCCCCAAGCCCGCGUUCGGCAAGCACACGAACCUCUAUACCCUCCACGUUUUCCCCAACAACACGUACGACGUGCUGUUCAACGGCGAGAGCUACAACCUCGGAAACUUCCUCGAGGACUUCACCCCUGCCGUCAACCCCGAGGCGGAGAUUGACGACCCUGAGGACUCGAAGCCCGAGGACUGGGUUGACACCAAGCGUAUCGCUGACCCUGAUGCCACCAAGCCCGAGGACUGGGACGAGGAGGCUCCUUACGAGAUCCCCGACGAGGAGGCCGAGAAGCCUGAGGGCUGGCUCGAUGACGAGCCCGAGUUCAUCCCUGACCCUGACGCUGAGAAGCCUGAGGAGUGGGAUGACGAGGAGGACGGCGAGUGGAUCGCCCCCACCGUUCGCAACCCCAAGUGCGACGAGGCUCCCGGCUGCGGCGAGUGGAAGCGCCCUUACAAGGCCAACCCCGCCUACAAGGGCAAGUGGUACGCCCCCAUGAUCGACAACCCCGCCUACAAGGGCGAGUGGGCUCCCCGCAAGAUCCCCAACCCGGCGUUCUUCGAGGACCUCACCCCCGUUAAGAGCCUCGUGCCUAUCGGUGGUGUCGGUAUUGAGCUCUGGACCAUGACCGAGGACAUCCUCUUCGACAACCUCUACGUCGGCAACUCCGUCGAGGACGCGCGCAAGCUCGCCGAGGAGACCUACUUCGUCAAGAAGCCCCUCGAGGAGGCGCUUGAGAAGGCCGCGACCAAGGCCGACGAGGAGGACGAGGACGAGUCGACGGUGUCCUUCAAGGAGGACCCCGCAGAGUUCGUGCGCAGCAAGGUGUUCAAGUUCAUCGAGGCCGCCAAGGUCGACCCUCUCACCGCGUUCAAGACGCACCCCGAGACCGGCGCGAGCCUGGUGCUUUCCGUUGUCACUCUUUUCGGUAUGCUCGGCGUUCUUUUCGGCUUCGUUGGCGCACAGCAGAAGCCCAUCACCAAGAAGACCGACGCUCCUUCCCCCGACGACAAGAAGAAGUCCGAGACGGCGCCCGUCGCGCCCGCAGGUGGCGCCAAGGACGAGACGCCCGUCAAGAAGCGGAAGUAA
Messenger RNA from Trametes versicolor FP-101664 SS1, 1641 nucleotides. RefSeq names its product Calreticulin-domain-containing protein. Gene Ontology annotation, molecular function: calcium ion binding. The transcript is spliced from 7 exons. Gene Ontology annotation, cellular component: endoplasmic reticulum; endoplasmic reticulum membrane. Lineage: Eukaryota; Fungi; Basidiomycota; Agaricomycetes; Polyporales; Polyporaceae. Gene Ontology annotation, biological process: protein folding. The record is from RefSeq and is a predicted model, not a curated record. Bases 1 to 1641 code for a protein of 546 amino acids.